Molecule: messenger RNA, 582 nt
Organism: Eruca vesicaria subsp. sativa (arugula)
Lineage: Eukaryota; Viridiplantae; Streptophyta; Magnoliopsida; Brassicales; Brassicaceae
Source: the annotation of a GenBank genome assembly
AUGGCGGCGAUCGCCGCCACCGCCGUCUACGUCAUCUACCACCCUCGUCCACCGUCGUUCUCCGUCCCGUCGCUUCGCAUCGGCCGCGUCAACCUAACCACCUCCUCCUCGGAUGCUUCCGUCUCUCACCUCUCUUCCUUCUUCAACUUCACUCUCCUCUCCGAGAAUCCCAACAGCCACCUCACCUUCUCCUACGAGCCCUUCGCCGUCACCGUGAUCUCGGCUAAGUCCGGCGAGACGCUCGCGAACGGGACGGUGGAGGGUUUCUUUAGCGGGAACAAGAACAAGACGACGUUUCGCGGCGUGGUGGCGACGUCUACGGCGGCGCGUGAGCUGGAUCCGGAAGAGGCGCGGCGUUUGAAGGCGGAUCUGGCGCGGGGGCGCGUGGGGUUGGAGGUGGAGAUGAGGACGAAGGUGAAGAUGCAGAUGGGGAAGGUGAAGAGUGAAGGAGUGGAGAUCAAAGUGACGUGUGGAACAUUCGAAGGGACAGUGCCUAAAGGUAAAGUUCCGACCGUAGCAACUUCGAAGAGAAGUAAGUGUAAGUCUGAUCUCAGUGUCAAGGUCUGGAAAUGGAGUUUUUAA